AUGGAGAUUCUGCAAGAAAGAGAGAAAACAGCCAGACUCAACGGAGAUAAGGAGCAAAGCACAGCUGUUCUUAAGGAGAUGGUGGACAUCACAAAGACUCCACAGGAGACCGUGGAGGUAAUCAGACAAAUGGUGAGAAAAAAAGGACAGAUAAAAGACGCUCUGACCAGUAUGAUACAGUAUGCAUACGACAAAUAUUUAUCUCUCUCUCCCAUAGAGAUUGUUCCCCAUUCCUACAAAGAAGUAGAAAUUAUCGACAUCACCCACGCGUACAUCAGCGAACAAAUAAGCAGUGAGGGCAGCGCAGGAAAGAAAAGAGUAAAAAAUAACUCGCACGAAAGCAGAAGUAAAAACGACGGAAGUUUUUUGGAUUUCCUUAUACAGCUGCUGAACAAUGUGAUAGAAGGAAGAAUCUACAUGGAGGCGCUCAGAAUAUUCGUGACUGAUGCGAUAAAACAGAUUUACAUGGCAGAAGGAGACGCAUCCACCGCCCUCUCCUAUAUAUACCCGGUGCACGUUGAGACAUUCUCUUCGGUUUCCAUGGACGAAAUAAUCAUGUACCAGCUAGAACAGCUAAGGGUCUCUAUUUUAGCCAAUGACUACGAGAAGGCGCUGACUGUCUCGCAGAGAAUGAGCAUGAAACAGCUGGAGGGCCAUGCAGAGCUCGUGGACUACCACCUGAACAGAAUGCUAUUCAUACACAUUCACAACGAAGAGUACCACAAGAUAGCAGAAAUCUUCAACAAGCUGCGAAUAAAAGAUGAAAAAAACAGCAAAACAGAGUCGAUAUACCCAACUCUGGCCAUCCUGUUCUGCAUUCUCGAUAUUCACAAUAAAGAGUCGCAGAGAACACUUGUGAAAAACAUAAACAGCAAACUGUGCUACAAUGAGUCAAGGGUGCUGGGAGAAUGUUUUACGAAUAAUCUCUUGAUCACUGAUACGGUUUAUGAUCUGAUAGAAAAUAUACAGGAGAAGUACAGUAUACAGAACAUCAUCGGGCACUACGCAUCCACAAUAAAAGAAAGAGUGGUGCAGUACAACAUAAUAGUUGUGAGCAAAUACUACAGCAGAAUAGAAAUGUCAAAAAUCGUAGAAAUUCUGAAAAUAGAAAAAGAUCUGUUCUCGGAGGUGAUAGUUGAAAUGAUAAGAAAGCAGAUGGUCUUCGGAAAGAUAGGGCAGAUUGAGGGAGUGAUUGAGUUUAAAAAAGAAAGCAGAAACAUUGAAGAGUGGAAUGAGAGCAUAAACUCUUUCCUGGAGGCUGUCAUAAAAAUAAACCACGGUAUGAGCAAUGUAUGA
Messenger RNA from Nematocida minor, 1296 nucleotides. Its product is annotated as 26S proteasome regulatory subunit N5. NCBI's taxonomy places the organism in Eukaryota, Fungi, Microsporidia. The coding region runs from base 1 to 1296 and encodes 431 amino acids. The record is from RefSeq and is a predicted model, not a curated record. Gene Ontology annotation, cellular component: cytoplasm; nuclear proteasome complex; proteasome regulatory particle, lid subcomplex. The transcript has a single exon.